CUCAUGAAUGUUGCGACGUUCGCUUCAUGUGAAUCCAGUGUGGAUGGGACCAAUGCCCAAGCCCGGGCGACGUCAGCGAAAGUUCGUGCACUCUCAGCCAAGCUGGGCCAAGCUGCUCAGCCGCUCUCGAUUGCGCUCAAGCUAAUCCCUGAAGACAAGGUCGAGAAGUAUCUGAAGGAGCUGCCGCAUGAAGAAUUCUCCGUGAGACAUCAACGCAAGCUCCGCGAUUUCACCCUCAGCCUUGAAGAAGAAAAUCUGAUUACUGCGCUUGGAGUUGAUGGGCACAGCAGCUGGUCGCAGAUGUACAAUACCAUCUCGUCGACUCUCACAUGCCAGGUCGGGGACAAGAGCAUGGGGGUCGCUCAAGCCGCCGCCCUCCUUUCAUCUCCAGACCGCUCCGAACGUCUCCAAGCCUGGAAUGCCAUCCAGGCCGCCUGGACGGUCCAUGAGGAAGCAGCGGCGUCUACCCUCAACAGCAUCAUCGGCUGGAGACUCGAGUUGAACAGGAAGAGGGCUGAGAAGGCCGCACAGCCAGUCCAUUUCCUUGACACCGCCUUGCACCAGAACCGUAUGUCGCGCAAGACCUUGGAUGCGAUGAUGCAGGCAGUCUCGGAAGCCCAGCCUCUCGCGCAGAAGGCGUUGAAGCUUCAAGCCAAGGUGUUGGGAAUCGAGUCCUUGCAUCCGGCCGACCUCUUUGCACCUCCGCCACAAGGCGCCCAGUCGUCGUCACUUGCUUUGCAAUACGAGGAAGGCAUCGAUCUCAUCGCAGAUUGUGUUUCUUCGGUCCAUCCAUCCGUCGGUGAAUUCGUCAAGAUGAUGUCGCAGAAAGAAUGGAUUGAAGGGAAAUCGGGAGACAAGAAGGCGCCUGGAGCGUACUGUACAUCCUUCGCCAAGUCGAGAAAUCCUCGCGUCUACCUGUCGUCCUACACAGGGUCCUACCAGCACGUUUCCACCCUUGCACACGAGUUGGGACAUGCGUUCCACUCUUGGGUCAUGAAGGACAUGGAGCGAUCUGAGACCCGCUAUCCCAUGAAUCUUGCGGAGACAGCUUCCAUCUUCUUCGAGACGGUUGUUGGGGAUCGGCUCGUGGCCAUGGCGAAGACUCCUGAGGAGAAGCUUCGCUACAGUUGGUACGACGCUGAGAGUGCUGGGGCGUUUCUCCUCAACAUCCCAACAAGGUUCGACUUCGAGUCUGAGAUUCAUGCUGCCCGAGAGCAGGGUCAGAACCUCACCCCAGACUUCCUCCGGAACACGAUGACCAAGGCCUGGAAGGGUCGCUAUGGCGAUGCCCUCAGCGAGUAUGACAGCAUGUUCUGGGCUUCCAAGCUUCACUUCCACAUGACGGGAGUGCAAUUCUACAACUUCCCCUACACCUUCGGGUACUUGUUCGCCUUGGGAGUCUAUGCACAGCAGGAGAAGCUCGGGGAUGGCUUCUAUCAGGCCUACGUCGAUCUCCUGCGUGACACAGGAAGAAUGUCGGCAGAAGAGGUGGUGCAGAAGCACCUCAAGUGCAACAUCGAGGAGCCGGAGUUCUGGCGAGGAUCCAUCAGGAUCAUCGAGAAGAAGAUCGAGGUUUUGGAGAGCCUCGUCAACCAGGUUGCCUGAGGCCCGACCGUACCGUACUCGCAGACAUUAAAAAUGCUGAACUGUG
Guillardia theta CCMP2712 is the source of this 1651-nucleotide messenger RNA. RefSeq lists its product as hypothetical. Gene Ontology annotation, molecular function: metalloendopeptidase activity. Gene Ontology annotation, biological process: proteolysis. The transcript has 8 exons. NCBI's taxonomy places the organism in Eukaryota, Cryptophyceae, Pyrenomonadales, Geminigeraceae. Bases 4 to 1605 code for a protein of 533 amino acids. The record is from RefSeq and is a predicted model, not a curated record.